ACAACUAUUUCUAGUCCGUUAUCGAACUUGGCGAGGAAAACAUGUCGAACGAGACUGAUUUCAAACUAGGUUUAAACGUUUUCAUAGAGACGAAUCUACAAUCGCCCGACUACGAUGGCAUGAUUUUAAUAUUGUACCCUGAAGAGUUAAACGUUCAGUUGCCCAGACACAUUGGGAGUUUCGUGGAGAGAUGCUCGAAAUUGGACAAGCACAUACAUAACACGACAACUGUAUGGAACUGCGAGUAUGUGUCUGGUGAAAGACUGAUAAUUUCACCCACCGGUAAGAUCACUGCUUAUCACGACGUCACCGUUGUGAAGGAAGCUGCAAGGAAAGGUAUGAUCAGAGCAUUAGACGCAGGAGCGAGGAAUCCGUUAUUAGUGGUGCAGAGUGUUGUGGAAUUUCCCGAUGCGCAGCUAGUGUGCAUUCUAGGUGCAUUAGAAGCUCUGUAUAUACCGCUGCAAAUAAGAGAACGAGGAACUGUGAAGAACUAUAGCAAGCUUGGGUUUUACGCAGAAGACAAACUGAACGAGGGCUUUGACAGGAUAGUUAGGAAUGCUAUAGCUUUGGAAAGAGCUAGAGUCUUCACUAGAGACAUCGGAGGCGCCGAUCCGGAAAGGAUGACUCCGGGUAAUGUCGUGGAAUACGUUAAGAGCUCAUUCGCUGGUGACAUCAAUAUCAAGAUUACAGUGAUUGAAGAUGAAAAAAUUAUUGCACAGGAUUAUCCACUCUUGGCUGCUGUGUCCAGAGCUGCUAAUCGCAUAGACAGACACAAAGCGAGGAUCGUUGAAAUAGAAUACAAACCGUCAGAUCCUAGCAGAAUAACUGAGACUAUCAUGCUUGUUGGUAAAGGAGUUACAUACGACACUGGUGGUGCUGAUAUCAAAAUUUCUGGCAAAAUGCCUGGAAUGUCACGGGACAAAUGUGGUGCCGCCGCUGUAGCUGGUUUCUUGAAGGCUUGUUCCAUACUCAAACCACCUCAUUUGAAGGUAAUUGGAGUGUUAUGUCUCUGUAGAAACUCAGUAGGUGAAGAUUCCUACGUAGCCGAUGAAUUGCUGGUGUCUAGAAGCAACAAAACUGUAAGAGUCACUAAUACAGAUGCAGAGGGACGUUUCGCAAUGGCCGAUUCUGUGUUCAAAAUGGCUGAAUUGGCCGGUAAUGAGCUGAAUCCUCAUAUCUACACGAUAGCAACGUUAACUGGUCACGCCAGAGCUUGUUACGGUAAAUACACCGCAAUUAUGGACAACCAUAGUGCCAGAGCUGCCAACCAUGCAAGCAGACUACAAUUUUCUGGAUCAAGAGUGGGAGAAGGUAUAGAAGUGUCGGUGAUCAGACAAGAUGACCUAGCCGUUAACGUUGGGAAGUGCAAAGGCGAUGAUUUACUUCAAGUUGAUAUGGAAACGAAGUCGCGUCAUCAUCAGUUAGCUGCCGGCUUCCUCAUUAAGGUUGGGGGUCUGGAGAAUAAAAAUGUCAAGUAUACCCAUAUGGAUAUAGCCGGGUCUGCUGGCGAAGCGCCCAACGAACCGAGCGCUGUGCCGAUUUUGUCCUUAUGCCAUUUACACAGAGUUCUAUUGUUUUAAAGAAAAAGAUUACGGCAACUUUGUACUGUAGCAAACAGUUCUUAAUCUAUGCUCAAUGCAUUGUUUCAUCGUAAAUAUUUGAGGUCAAACUUCAAACUUGUGUUUAUAAACAAAUAUUAUUAAAAACAUACGAUAUCGUACAUAGUUUGAGAAGGAAUAUAAAACAAUAUAUUUAAGUUUAUUACUUAUAAUCAUGUUUAUAUUUUGUUUUUAUUUUACAAUAAAUCUGUAUGUUUUUCA
Molecule: messenger RNA, 1820 nt
Organism: Galleria mellonella (greater wax moth)
Lineage: Eukaryota; Metazoa; Arthropoda; Insecta; Lepidoptera; Pyralidae
Gene: Dip-B
Product: putative aminopeptidase W07G4.4
Exons: 1
Coding region: 42-1580 (512 amino acids)
Biological process (GO): proteolysis
Cellular component (GO): cytoplasm
Molecular function (GO): metalloaminopeptidase activity; manganese ion binding
Source: RefSeq, a predicted model, not a curated record